CGCGUCUGUAGUUGGUUCAAACCCCCGGGUCAGAGGAAUGACAAAUGCGUGGUGCUCAUAACUAGAGGUGUUGUUUUUGUUUAUUUUUAAACGAGUUUUACUUAUAUAAUAACGAUUUAAAAAAUAAAAUAAAAAGCUUCCGUUAAAAAUCAUAUGGACAAGACAACACCGUAAGAACAUAAUUAUUUUAUUUUUUUUUGACCGAUUUUGCCUCGUCACUUGAAAUACCGUUUCAGUUUCCGCCUGAACGGGCUGCUAACCAGUUAGCAUGCUAACUAUCUAGCCUGUCUUCACACGAAAAUAGUCAAAUAACACGAACAACGCAACGACUAAACUAAUACACGCAGAUUCAUUCCGUGUUAUUUAACUCGUAAAAAUAGUAUACGUUUACUACUUGAAUCGUCGACUUUUCUGGGUUGGAAAACAACCCGUUUUAAGUGAGCUAAGUUGUUAGCCACAUCACAACAUAACUACCGUGAGGACGGUCACCGGGAGCCUCCCGGUCCCCGCGUCUACAGACGGACAAUUAUGGAAGUGAAAUAACUAUAAUAUAACCAACUCCUACAUUUCAUAUUGUUCAUUUAUAUAUCAAAUAAAACAUGUCAGCCAGUGGUUUCUCCGACCUGCGGGAAAAGCUGAAGUCCAUGACUCCUCACCGGGACAAUUACAAAAACAGAGUUACCGAUAAGGACGACAGUUACAAAAAUAGGAAAGUUAAAGUUACCGACGGAGGUAGUAGUAACGGGAACGGCCGGAAGCGGAAGCACCGAGAUUCCUCCGAGGAUGAGGUCGAGCCUGUGGAGUCCCGUGAGCAGGAGGCGAGGCGUGUCCAGAGUGGCAUUGUUCAGGUAGAGGUCUUCUCUAAAGAGGACUGUGAUGUCAUUGAGGGCAAGAUAAAUGAGGUGGUUGCUAACGGAGAAGCGGGGCUUUACCGGGAACACACCGUAGAUCGGGCACUACGGAACAAAUAUUUCUUUGGAGAGGGCUAUACAUACGGGGCCCAGCUAGAGAAGAGAGGACCUGGUCAGGAGAGAUUGUACCCUAAAGGAGAGGUGGACGACAUCCCGACCUGGGUUCACGACCUCGUCAUCACUAAACUGGUCGCCAGCGGGGUCGUACCUGAAGGUUUUGUGAACUCAGCGGUGAUCAACGACUACCAACCAGGCGGCUGCAUCGUGUCACAUGUCGACCCGCUCCACAUCUUCGCCCGGCCAAUCGUAUCCGUGUCCUUCUUCUCAGACUCGGCCCUCUGCUUCGGCUGCCGCUUCCAGUUUAAACCAAUCAGAGUGUCUGAGCCCGUCCUUGAGCUUCCUGUCAGGAGAGGAAGUGUUACUGUCCUCAGUGGCUACGCGGCUGAUGACAUCACCCACUGUAUCCGCCCCCAGGACAUCAAGGAGAGACGAGCCGUCAUCAUCCUCAGGAAGACGAGACCAGAUGCUCCCCGUGUAGACCAAGCCCCUCCCCUAACCCCUCCCCCUGAGAGACACGCCCCUCUGAAGGCCAAACGCUCUCACCGCAGAGCUGACCCAGACGCUGCACACAGACCGAGGGUUCUGGAGAUGGAUAAGGAGGAGAAUCGUCACUCCUCCUCUUCGUCCCGCCUUCAUCGCCGUAGCAACAGCUCCGAGAACUACUGGAGGCGGAGCCGAGAUGGCGACGUGUCACGCAAGGUCAAGAUGCGGCGUCACUGAACACCGGACUGGAUGGG
Molecule: messenger RNA, 1708 nt
Organism: Oncorhynchus tshawytscha (Chinook salmon)
Lineage: Eukaryota; Metazoa; Chordata; Actinopteri; Salmoniformes; Salmonidae
Product: RNA demethylase ALKBH5
Biological process (GO): mRNA processing; mRNA export from nucleus
Cellular component (GO): nucleus
Molecular function (GO): oxidative RNA demethylase activity
Source: RefSeq, a predicted model, not a curated record